AUGGAUCUCAAGUCGCUGACACUAGACGGCCACAUCUCAGUCAAGCAGUUCAUUCGGAACGUCCGCGCCGCAAAGACAAUCGCCGACGAGCGCGCCGUCAUCCAGAAGGAGAGUGCAUCCAUACGAGCCAGCUUCCGCGAGGAAAGCCACGAUCACCAGGUCCGGCGAAACAAUGUUGCCAAACUGCUAUACCUUUUCACCCUGGGCGAGAGAACCCAUUUCGGUCAGAUCGAGUGUCUCAAGCUUCUCGCGUCACCACGCUUCGCCGACAAACGUCUAGGCCAUCUGGCCACAAGCUUGCUACUGGAUGAGAACCAGGAGGUGCUCACAUUGGUGACCAACUCGCUUCAAAAUGACCUCGGCCACUCGAACCAAUAUGUCGUCGGACUCGCCCUCUGCACCCUCGGCAACAUUGCCUCCAUCGAAAUGUCUCGAGACCUGUUUUCCGAAAUCGAAAAGCUGGUGUCGACCGCGAACCCGUACAUUCGAAGAAAAGCCGCUCUCUGCGCCAUGAGGAUAUGUCGAAAGGUACCAGACCUGCAGGAACACUUCGUCGAGAAGGCUACUGCCUUGCUCCAGGACAGGAAUCAUGGUGUGCUCCUAUGUGGACUGACACUCGUGACGAGUCUCUGCGAGGCAGACGAGGAGGAGGGCGGAGAGGAGGGCAUAGUCGAGAAGUUCAGGCAGUUCGUACCCAUACUGGUCAGGACACUGAAGGGACUUGCAUCCUCUGGCUACGCCCCUGAACAUGAUGUCAUGGGCAUCACGGAUCCGUUCAUACAGGUCAAAAUCCUGCAUCUGCUCCGGGUUCUUGCCAGAGGCGACGCCCAGAUCAGCGAGCAGAUCAACGACAUUCUCGCGCAGGUUGCGACAAACACCGACUCCUCUAAGAAUGUCGGUAACUCGAUCCUAUACGAGGCGGUGCGAACGAUUCUGGACAUUGAAGCCGACUCUGGUCUAAGGGUGCUCGGCGUCAACAUCCUUGGCAAGUUCCUCACCAACAGGGACAACAACAUCCGCUACGUCGCACUCAACACUCUCAUCAAGGUUGUCGCAAUCGAGCCGAACGCUGUACAGAGGCACCGAAACACGAUCCUUGAGUGUCUAAGAGACCCGGAUAUCAGUAUUAGGCGGCGAGCCCUUGACCUCAGUUUCACGCUCAUCAACGAGAGCAACGUUAGGGUGCUGAUCAGGGAGCUCUUGGCCUUCUUGGAAGUCGCGGAUAAUGAAUUCAAGCCCACCCUGACAACUCAAAUCGGCAUCGCAGCCGACCGAUAUGCACCGAAUAAGAGGUGGCACGUCGACACCAUGCUGAGAGUCCUGGCGUUGGCUGGAAAUUACGUGAAGGAACCCAUCAUGUCUUCUGUCAUUCGACUUAUCGCGACGACCCCCGAGCUCCAGACAUACGCGGUGCAAAAGCUGUACACAAGUCUCAAGAAGGAUAUCACCCAGGAGAGCUUAACACAGGCAGGAGCAUGGUGUAUUGGAGAGUACGGUGAUGUGCUGCUCAGGGGUGGGCAGUAUGAGGAGGAGGAGCUAGUCAAAGAGGUCAAGGAGCACGAGAUCAUUGACCUGUUCUCCACCGUCCUGAACAGCAACUACGCCACCCAAGUCACCACGGAGUAUAUCGUUAACGCAUUGGUCAAAUUGACAACCAGGCUGUCAGACGCGACGCAAGUCGAGAGAGUCAAGAAGUUGCUCCAGAACCACCAGGCCAGCUUGGACGUCGAGGUCCAACAGCGUGCCGUCGAGUAUCUGAAUUUGUUCGACCACGACCAGCUUCGGCGCGGUGUCCUCGAAAAGAUGCCACCGCCGCAGAUUAAGGAAGAGAACCGUGUCCUCGGCGAAAAGUCUGCCAAGGAGAAGAAGAAGGCGAAUAGGAGAUCAAAGCCUAUCAAGGUCUCGGAACAAGAUCUGCUCAUGGAUAUCAUGGGCGACAGCGCCCCGUCUCCGGCUCCUGCCAACGGUAACUCUCAGAACAAUGCGGAUCUUCUGGCUGAUAUCCUUGGUGGGACGACCUCACCGCCGCCAACUUCAUCAAACGCCGGCACCCCCGCCCCUCAAUCCAACGCGGCAGGUGCCGCGGCGCCGCCGUCUUCAGGUCUUGAUCUCCUCGGCCAGAUGGGUUCAGGGUCUCCCGCACCGCAAGCAGCAGCAGCACCGGCAGGCUUCCCCUGUUACAACAACAACGGCGUUGUGGUGACGAUUGCCACGCAGCGCAACGCAGAGGGCAUUGUGCAGGCCGUCGCGCGGUUUAGGAACGCGUCAGGGGGCCCGCUGUCGAACGUCGGAGUGCAGGCGGCUGUGCCCAAGAGCCAGAAAUUGCAGCUAAACAGCAUAUCAAACUCGGAGCUGGCGCCAGGGACCGAGGCUACGCAGGCUAUGAGGAUUCAGGGAGUCAAAGGGCCUUUGCGUCUGCGGUUAAGGGUCCAGUACGCACAUCCCUCGGCCGGGCAGGUAAUGGAUCAAGUGAACUGGGCGGAGCCUUCUUGA
Messenger RNA from Diaporthe citri, 2493 nucleotides. RefSeq lists its product as uncharacterized. The coding region runs from base 1 to 2493 and encodes 830 amino acids. Gene Ontology annotation, biological process: Golgi to vacuole transport; receptor-mediated endocytosis; intracellular protein transport. Gene Ontology annotation, molecular function: clathrin-cargo adaptor activity. Lineage: Eukaryota; Fungi; Ascomycota; Sordariomycetes; Diaporthales; Diaporthaceae. Gene Ontology annotation, cellular component: Golgi apparatus; AP-1 adaptor complex; membrane coat. The transcript is spliced from 5 exons. The record is from RefSeq and is a predicted model, not a curated record.